Gambusia affinis (western mosquitofish) is the source of this 1405-nucleotide messenger RNA. Its product is annotated as protein mono-ADP-ribosyltransferase PARP15-like. The record is from RefSeq and is a predicted model, not a curated record. Gene Ontology annotation, biological process: negative regulation of gene expression. The coding region runs from base 656 to 1057 and encodes 133 amino acids. NCBI's taxonomy places the organism in Eukaryota, Metazoa, Chordata, Actinopteri, Cyprinodontiformes, Poeciliidae. The transcript has 4 exons. Gene Ontology annotation, molecular function: transcription corepressor activity; NAD+ poly-ADP-ribosyltransferase activity. Gene Ontology annotation, cellular component: cytoplasm; nucleus.
UUCAAUGACAGCGGAUCAUGCAGGGGUCGACAAACAGUCAACAAUUCAAGAACCCAACCCUGUGGAUGGUGGUGAGACAGGCCCAAAAGGCAAAGAUGGUGAUUCAGGUGAUGAGGAGCAGUGCUCCGAAUCGGCUGUUAUAGGGAAUAUUCCAGAUUCUGCAACGUCAGAAUUCCUGGAAAUGCUGGUGAAGUCCAUUUUGAAAGACCUAAGCUCUCCGACUGCCUCCAAGGACUACAUCCUGGAACUGAUCCCUGACAUCUCAUCUGCUGUUGUCACUUUCCAGAGUGGAAAAGAUAACACUGACUUUAUAGAAAGAUGUCCUCAAAUCCGGAUGUUUACAAAGAAGGAGUUAUCAGUCCGACCCCUUGAGACCACAAAGAAGAUUGUGGUUGAAGGAGUUGCGGACUGCAGCGAAGACAUCCUCUGCCUCUACUUUGAAGAUCAAGGCGGAGAGGUGGAAGAUGUUCAACUGAAUGAAGCUGAACAGUCUGCUGUUGUCACGUUUAAAAAUCAUCAAGAUUUUAAGAAAGUCUUGGGUAAAAAGCAUGAGAUAAAAAAAGAAGAAAUCAAAGUCUAUCCAUUCUACAAAUCUUAGAUUGAAAGGAUCCAGAACCCUGCACUAUGGAAAAGUCUUCAGAUCAAAAAACAAGAGAUGGAGGUGAGAAAUAAUCAUCAGAACAAUGAGAAACGUCUCUUCCACGGCACCAGUGAAGACACCGUCCCCAUCAUCAAUGAAUCUGGCUUCAACAGAAGCUACGCAGGAAAAAAUGCUGCCUAUUAUGGAAACGGUUCCUACUUUGCAGUUAAAGCUGAUUACUCUGCACAAGACACCUACUCGAAGCCCAAUGCAAAUGGAGAGAAGUUCAUGUACCUGUGCAGAGUUCUGACAGGAGACUACACCAAGGGACAAGCAAAUAUGAUCGCUCCACCACCCAAAGGAGGCUCCGGUGUCCACAUGUAUGACAGUGUGGUGGACGAUAAGAUCCCCCCCAGCAUGUUUAUAGUGUUUCAUGACACUCAGGCCUAUCCUGAGUAUCUGAUCACCUUCAAGUAGCAACACCUAGAAAAUGUUAAAUACAAAUGCAACAUCUAAUAACCAUAGAAAAUCUGAUCUUCUUCCUGAUAUACUUAUUUUAACUUGUCUUAAGUUCACUUAAUUAGUACUUUAUGUGUUCUGGAACAUUUAGUGCCUCAAAGUGAUGCCUUAAUGUCUCAUGCCUUAAUGCCUAUGAACUAUUUACACGAUCUCACUCCUGUUAUAUAAAUCAUGUAAUUGUGGAAGUUUAAGACUAACAAUAAUUUCUACAUUUAAAAAUGAAACAAACCUUAAUGAAAACUUAAGAAUGAGCUAUGAACAAGCACAGCUGAUUUCACUGUUCACUUUUCUUCUGUACUUGAAGUA